AUGAGAUUAGAGCUCCUCUUAAUUCUCUCAGGAUGUUUAUUAUCUCAACCGAAAGUUUGUGCAGAUGAAAUUGGUUGUUUUCGUGGAAAGUAUGAGCGUGGACUUGAAAAGCCUUAUGAGGCCUUCUAUGGGAUUCCAUAUGCUGAACCACCUGUUGGGAAGUUGAGAUUUGAAGAUCCUCUUCCGCAUAGUGGUUGGUACGGCUAUUGGGAUGCUUCGUACCCAAGAAAUGAUUGCCUGCAGAGAAACGUUUACAUAGCAAGUCAGCCUGUUGUUGGCUCCGAAGACUGCCUGUACCUCAAUGUUUACCGUCCUCUUAAGAGAAAAUCUGCUAAACUACCCGUAAUGGUACUUCUUCAUGGUGGAGGAUUUUUUACCUUCUCCUCCAAACCUCGUUUGUUUGGUCCAGAGUAUUUUAUGGAUAACGGAGAAGUGAUUUUAGUGACUCUAAACUACAGACUUGGAAUACUUGGCUUCCUCUGCUCUGGUGAUGAAGCUGUUAAAGGCAAUUUUGGGUUUAAAGAUCAACAAAUGGCCCUAAAAUGGAUGGCUUCUAACAUUGAGGCAUUCGGAGGGAAUCCCAAGUCAAUAACUCUUGUUGGUGAAAGUGCAGGAGGUGCUGCAGCGCAUCUUCAUAUGAUGAAUCCUGUAUCUCAGGCUCUCUUCCAACAAAUUGUUCUAAUAAGUGGUUGUGCUCUUGAUCCCUGGGCUCUCUACAAUAACAAAAGUGAGCCCCAAUUUCGUCAAGUAGCUCGAAGUUCUGGUAUUAAAAAUUGGGCCACAGCUUCGUUAAUCGAAAUUGCGUUACAAUUGAAGAAGGAAAAAGCCGAAAUCUUCCUUGAAGUUCUGGAAGAAAUGUUUAUUUUCUAUGAAAUCCCCCCAACACCCGUUAGACCUUGUUUAGAAGGAAACUGGGAAGGAGCUUUCCUUACGGAGGAUCCAAAGAAAAUCUGGGCUGAAGGACGAUUCUCUCCUAAACCAAUUCUUAUGAGUACAACACGAGAUGAAGGACUUCUCGUAGUUCCCAUUACUGUUAAUGCAAGCCUGCUCAAAGCCUUUAAUGAUGACAUUUACAAUCUUCUACCAAUUCAAUUAGGCUUCCCACCUAAGGCUACUCCUUAUGUUAUGAAGUACUAUCUAGGAGAUAAGGAUUACAUUGAUGAGACGAACGUCAGAGGAUAUUACAAAAUGUUCGGAGAUAGACUUUUAGAUCAGCCUAUAAUUAGGACUGUGCGUCAGUACUUGCAGCACGUUGAUGUAGCUUUGAAUCCCAUUUACCUUCUUGAAUUUGCUUUUGAGAGCUCAGUUUCUUACGCCAAAGUUAAUACAGGAAUGGAUGUAAAUUUAGGAGUUGCACAUGCAGAUGAUCUAUUCUUCCUCUUCACCAUACCAGAUUUCUUCCCGCCAUUCAAGGCUAAUUCUCUAGAGCGCAAAAUGGUGGAUAUUUAUGUGGAAAGUUUUGUUAAUUUUGCCAAAACUGGGAAUCCUUUGGAAAGAUUCGCUCAAUUAACUGUUUAA
Molecule: messenger RNA, 1518 nt
Organism: Lutzomyia longipalpis
Lineage: Eukaryota; Metazoa; Arthropoda; Insecta; Diptera; Psychodidae
Product: juvenile hormone esterase-like
Exons: 6
Coding region: 1-1518 (505 amino acids)
Source: RefSeq, a predicted model, not a curated record